Molecule: messenger RNA, 3491 nt
Organism: Meleagris gallopavo (turkey)
Lineage: Eukaryota; Metazoa; Chordata; Aves; Galliformes; Phasianidae
Source: RefSeq, a predicted model, not a curated record
GAGUGCGGUGCGGUUGUGUUGUUGUCCCUCGCGUCCCUCUCGCUCUGCGUUUUCUUUUCAGCUGACCUUCCCCGGGUCUCUCUUCUCCCGAGCGUCUCCUCUUACCCGGCGUCUGUGUUCUCGGAUGACAGAACGAAGACUCCUUAUUCUGUUUGGCAGCCAAACUGGGACUGCUCAAGAUACAGCUGAAAGAAUUGGCAGAGAAGCCAAACGCCGGCACUUCCAGUGCAGAGUAGAGGCUCUGGACAGCUAUGAUGUGGCAAACCUCAUCAAUGAGCUGUUGGUGGUAUUUGUGUGUGCAACCACUGGCCAGGGUGACCCACCCGACAACAUGAAGAUGUUCUGGCGGUUUCUGUUCCGGAAGAACCUGCCACCCACUUCCCUUUGCCAGAUGGACUACGCCGUGCUGGGCCUUGGUGAUUCCUCCUAUCCCAAGUUUAAUUUUAUUGCCAAGAAGCUGCACAAACGGGUGCUACAGCUUGGGGGCAACCCGCUGCUGCCAGUUGCAUUGGGAGAUGACCAGCACGACUUGGGGCCAGAUGCAGUGGUUGAUCCGUGGCUCCUGGCCCUAUGGGACAAGAUCCUUGCCCUGUAUCCUCUCCCUCCUGGCCUUGAGGUCAUCAGUCCUGAUGUAUGCCUGCCCCCUAGAUACACCCUGCACUACCUGGCUGAGGACUCCCUGCACUCUGACAGCAGCCUGCUCCAGUCAACACCACCCAGGACUCUUCCUUCUGAGCUCCAUCCCUUUGCUGCCCGCAUGGUGUCCAACCAGCGCGUCACAGCUGAAUCCCAUUUCCAGGAUGUCCGGCUCAUCGAGUUCGAUGUCACAGGAUCAGGGAUCACAUUCAGCGCUGGAGAUGUGGUGAUGAUCCAGCCCCAGAACUGCCCUGAAGAUGUGCAGCAGUUCUGCCAGCUCCUUCGCUUGGAUCCAGACAAAUGCUUUUUGCUGAAACCCACAGAGCCUGGCACAGCCCUCCCUGCACACUUGCUGCAGCCCUGCACCAUCCGACAUCUGGUCACCCACUACCUGGACAUCUCCUGUGUGCCACGGCGCUCCUUCUUUGAGCUCUUGUCCCACUUCUCUACGAACGAGCUGGAGCGGGAGAAGCUGCAGGAGUUCAGCUCUGCACAGGGCCAGGAAGAGCUGUACAGCUACUGCAACCGACCUCGCAGGACCACCCUUGAGGCCCUCUGGGAUUUCCCUCACACCACAUCUGCAAUUCCACCUGAAUACCUGCUGGACCUCAUCCCUCGUAUCAGACCCCGCGCCUUCUCCAUCGCCUCCUCCAUGCUGGCUCAUCCUGGCCGGAUCCAGAUCCUCGUGGCAGUAGUGCGGUACAAGACGCGGCUCAGCAGGCCCCGCCGUGGUCUCUGCUCUACAUGGUUGGCGUCUCUCAACCCAGAGCAAGGUGAUAUCCGGGUACCUCUUUGGGUGAAGAAAGGAGGAAUGAAGUUCCCAGCUGACCCUGACACUUCUGUAAUCAUGAUUGGCCCUGGCACAGGGGUGGCACCUUUCCGAGCAGCUAUACAGGAGCGAGUGGCAAAAGGACAGAAAGGGAACUGCUUGUUCUUUGGCUGCCGCCAGAAAUCCAAGGACUUCUACUGCCAGGCAGAGUGGGAAGAACUGGUGACAAAGGGCUUCCUUAUGCUUUUCACGGCCUUCUCCAGGGACCAGGAGGAGAAAGUGUAUGUUCAGCACCGCAUCCGGGAGAACGGACGGCUGCUAUGGGAGCUGCUGAAUGGCCAGAGUGCUCACAUCUACCUGGCUGGGUUGCCUCUCUGAGGCAGUUCAGCUGCUCACCUGAGCUGCCUGGAAAUUCUCAACCAGUGGCCAAAAGCUGGUGUCCAGAAGCUGGGAGCAUUCAGAGGCAGAGUCUGCAGCUCCUUUCCUGGACAAAUCCUUUCACCUGCCUGCCCUGGUGCUGCUUGAGCAGGACAGAGGCUGCCCAGGUGAGAGCACUGUGAAAGGCUUUGGGCUCCACGAGUUGAUAAGGGAGAAGCAAUGGUGUUUGCCCUGCACCUGCGUGACCUGGAAGGCAGGACACAAGCCCAACAAGCCUUGCUGUUGAUAUAAGCAGUGAUUGCAGGAGUCUCUUUCCUGCAUGUCUCACACUUCCCGGUGCCUUGCAGGGUGAGACUGGCCUCACUGCAUUCCUGGGAGAAUGAGAUUUGUUUACUACCCAGGAAGGGCCACUGGCUGCCUCACUGCUCUUGUGCUGGUUGUGCUGCCUGCUCAACUGGGCCUCCCUGUAUUACAGUGCUGUCUGGGACCUGUAACCCACAGGUGUGGGGCUUGGGUUUGAUUUCUUUCCCAAAGCUGUAUGUCUUGGAUAGAACAGAGCUUGCAUGGCUCCCUGGUAUGGGAUUUUGGAAGGGCCAUGAGGAUGGACGGAUGUCAGGUCACUCUGGGACCUACCAGCAUAGGUGGGCUGUACCCAUGGUUCACUCUGAGUGAGCAGCUGGGGACUCAGGGCUGUCUCUCCUUGCUGGCUGUGCCCAGCUUUUCCAGCCCGGGCCAAUGAGCUGAGGGUGUCUCCUACAGAAAACAGAGAUUUGGCAUGUUCUCCAUCACAGACACGGUUCCAGUAUCUUGCACUCACAUAUCAGUGCCUGACUCAGAAGCAAUAUGACUCUUCUAAAAACAGAAGACCUCGUUUCUGUGUAUUUUGAGACAUUAAUCAGCUUCAAUGCAAGUCAGAAUUCUCCCUGGUUCUUGGGAAACAGCAAAGAUGUACUCACGCCAGUUGGGGCUGCCUGGGAAUUUUUCUUUAUUGAAUGUUUUUUGUCACACAGUUCUUCAAAUGAAACUCACAGAAAAAGUCGGAAUUCCUUAUUUCCCAUUAGAAAUAAUUGCACUUGAAAGUAUUGAAUCCUAUUUGGGUGUUUUUACACAGGAGCUUGUGUUUACCUCACCAUUUCUCUUACUUUGAGGUUUGAACUGAUUUCCAUUGUAACUGCCACCAUCAAAACAAACGUUUUGUCUUUAUUGGCAGGAGGCUGAAGCAGUGGUGCCUUCAUCCUGCUCCCUUGCAGCCGUUGUCCUGCCCAGCUCAGGAUCAGACACCUCUUCCAUUGAAUGCCUCCCUGAGAUGAAAGGCUCAUUUCCUGCCCUCCUGCAGUGAAAUUAUGGCUAGGGACUGUUCCCUGUGUUUCUCUAAUGAUACUGAUGGGAAAUACAGGGGCCAGAACUGAGGACACUGAGCUGUGAUGCUCUCAGCUCCGCAGUGGGCACUGAGGGCACAUCUUUGCCUGCAGAUGCCAGUGCUUAGAAGCCCUGCGUGGGUAACGGCACUGCUUUCUAGGGAGUGGUGCAGCUGUGUCCUGAAGCUGCCUUUUACUGGUGGCAGGGAGUCCGCACUGUGGGUGAGGCGGGUUCCCACUGCAGCCAGGCAGGGUGCUGGGGCACUGGGUCUGGCUGCCUCACUGGAGCAGGGGGAAGGUGGAUGAGCCUUGGUUUUCCUGCUUCCCCUCUGUCACACCACUGCUCUCUU